CCAUAUUUAGCUCCGCAGAGUUGAUCUGUCAUCCAGACCGAAAAUUCGAACUCUUGUCGGCGCAUUCUCCCUGGACUUGACAGCUUUAUUUUUCUACUAGAACAACGCCUACAGACAAAGAUUUUGUUCUGGAGAUGCUGCUAGAUAAACCAGAUCGUGUCACGGGUUGUUUUUAACGUCACUAAACUCCCAUCGUCUGUCAAGAAGAACUAUCCACCAGCGGAGCCAGGAGAAGCUAAUUACCGACUGCGCUAACCCGACUGUCGCUUGCCUUUACCGUCGACUCGAAUUUAUGUCGUCCAAUUUACGCAUCGGUUCUUGCUGUUUAUUCAUAUGAAGCAACUGAAGCCGCUGUGAUGAUAUCCUGACAGCACGUCCAUUCUGCUCCUGGCACUUUCUAAUCCCGGGCUAGCGAGCUAAAGGGGCUAACUAGCAGCCAGUAGCCGCAGCCGUGGCACUUGCUCCCCCACUGGAUACGUGCGUAAAAGUGGGGACGCGGAACAGCCCCGACCGGUGAAGCUACACCGUUACCACCGUACCGACGAGGGGGCCCGUGGGACAGUUCGCGGAGGAGAGGAAGAGGGAGAGCGGGGAGCGGGAGGGCGUUAAGCCGAAGGAGACACCGGGUUGAACGGAGGCAGAGUCCAAGAUAUUUGACAAGUGUGAGCCGGGAGUGAACCGGGCACAGACCUCAUGAAUGGAAAUCGGAACUACAGGAGCCGUGGGGGCCCAGUCCCUAUUCUCCAUGCCUCGGCGGCCCGGCUAUGGCACCAUGGGGAAGCCUAUCAAGCUGCUGGCCAACUGCUUCCAGGUGGAGAUCCCCAAGAUGGAUGUCUACCUGUACGAGGUCGACAUCAAGCCUGACAAGUGCCCUCGCCGUGUCAACAGGGAGGUGGUGGACUCCAUGGUGCAGCACUUCAAAGUGACCAUCUUUGGGGACAGAAGGCCAGUAUAUGAUGGGAAGAGGAGCUUGUACACAGCCAACCCGCUCCCCGUGGCACCAGCUGGGGUGGACUUGGAUGUGACGUUACCAGGAGAAGGGGGCAAAGAUCGUCCGUUCAAAGUUUCCAUUAAGUUUGUGUCGUUGGUGAGUUGGCACAUGCUCCAUGAGGUCCUGACCGGACGCAGUAUGCCUGAGCCUCUGGAGCUGGACAAGCCCAUCAGCACCAACCCUGUGCACGCUGUGGAUGUGGUCCUACGGCACCUCCCCUCCAUGAAGUAUACUCCAGUGGGCCGCUCAUUCUUCUCUGCUCCUGAGGGCUAUGACCAUCCUCUGGGUGGGGGGAGGGAGGUCUGGUUCGGCUUCCAUCAGUCUGUGAGGCCCGCCAUGUGGAAGAUGAUGCUCAACAUCGAUGUAUCUGCCACUGCUUUCUACAAGGCCCAGCCCGUCAUCCAGUUCAUGUGUGAGGUCCUGGACAUCCACAACAUCGACGAGCAGCCUCGCCCCCUCACAGACUCCCACAGGGUCAAAUUCACCAAAGAAAUCAAAGGUUUGAAAGUGGAGGUGACGCACUGUGGAACCAUGAGGAGGAAGUACCGCGUCUGCAAUGUGACACGCCGGCCCGCCAGCCACCAAACGUUCCCUCUGCAGCUUGAGAAUGGCCAGACCGUAGAACGCACAGUAGCCCAGUACUUCAGAGAGAAGUACAGCCUGCAGCUGAAGUACCCCCACCUGCCCUGUCUCCAAGUGGGCCAGGAGCAGAAGCACACCUACCUGCCUUUAGAGGUGUGUAAUAUUGUAGCAGGCCAGAGGUGUAUCAAGAAACUGACUGAUAAUCAGACCUCCACUAUGAUCAAAGCCACUGCCCGCUCUGCUCCAGACAGACAAGAGGAGAUCAGCCGCCUGGUGCGCAGUGCCAACUACGAGUCGGACCCGUUCGUGCAGGAGUUCCAGUUCAGAGUUCGAGACGAGAUGGCCCACGUGACGGGGCGAGUGCUACCCGCCCCCAUGCUGCAGUACGGCGGCAGGGUGAGCACUGAGCACUUUAUGAACCGCACAGUGGCCACGCCCAGCCACGGCGUCUGGGACAUGAGAGGGAAGCAGUUCCACACCGGAGUCGAGAUCAAGAUGUGGGCCAUAGCCUGUUUCGCCACACAGAGGCAGUGUCGAGAGGAGAUCCUCAAGGGUUUCACAGACCAGCUGCGUAAGAUCUCAAAGGAUGCUGGGAUGCCGAUCCAGGGCCAGCCUUGUUUCUGUAAAUAUGCCCAGGGAGCAGACAGCGUGGAGCCCAUGUUCAGACACCUCAAAAACACAUACUCUGGACUGCAACUCAUCAUCGUCAUUCUUCCUGGAAAAACCCCUGUCUAUGCUGAAGUGAAGCGAGUUGGGGACACUCUGCUGGGCAUGGCCACACAGUGCGUUCAGGUGAAGAAUGUGGUGAAGACGUCUCCCCAGACCCUCUCCAACCUCUGCCUCAAGAUCAACGUCAAGCUGGGAGGCAUCAACAACAUCCUGGUCCCUCAUCAGCGGCCAUCAGUGUUUCAACAGCCAGUCAUCUUCCUGGGAGCAGACGUCACACACCCCCCUGCUGGAGAUGGGAAGAAGCCUUCAAUUGCAGCUGUGGUGGGCAGCAUGGACGCCCACCCCAGCAGGUACUGUGCCACUGUGCGCGUGCAGAGGCCCAGACAGGAGGUGAUCCAGGACCUGGCCUCGAUGGUGCGAGAGCUGCUCAUUCAGUUCUACAAGUCCACACGCUACAAACCCACCAGAAUCAUCUUCUACAGGGACGGAGUGUCAGAGGGGCAGUUCAGACAGGUGCUGUAUUACGAGUUGCUGGCCAUCCGUGAAGCCUGCAUCAGCCUGGAGAAGGAGUACCAGCCUGGCAUCACCUACAUUGUUGUGCAAAAACGCCACCACACGCGCCUAUUCUGUGCCGACCGAAACGAAAGAGUUGGCCGCAGUGGAAACAUUCCUGCUGGUACGACUGUGGACACGGACAUCACACAUCCUUAUGAGUUUGACUUUUACCUCUGCAGUCACGCCGGGAUACAGGGCACAAGUCGGCCCUCUCAUUACCACGUCCUGUGGGACGACAACUGCUUCACAGCCGAUGAGUUCCAGCUGCUGACCUACCAGCUGUGCCACACGUAUGUGCGCUGUACCCGCUCUGUGUCCAUCCCUGCACCCGCAUACUACGCCCACCUGGUGGCCUUCCGUGCCCGCUACCAUCUGGUGGACAAAGAACAUGACAGCGCUGAAGGCAGCCACGUGUCCGGUCAGAGCAACGGCCGGGACCCUCAGGCUCUGGCCAAAGCCGUGCAGAUCCACCAUGACACCCUGAGGACCAUGUACUUCGCCUGACAUGCCCUCAUCAUCAUCAUCAUCACCACCACCACAUCCAAACACUCACUCGCCCUCACACAAGCGCGCCUGUCUGGUCCUGUGAAGCCGCUCUCAUCCCUUUACGUCAAUCUGGACCGGACACUGUGCAGAGGAGAGUAAGGAGAAGGGGCCCCCACACUGGACUGGAGAAUGCAAAACGUGGCUUUAAAAAUGACAUACGAAACAAACUCAGCACUAUUAUGCAAUAUUGAACCAGCCAACCAGAUUCCUACCAUUUUUGCACCCCUCCGAUCUGUUUUGCCUCCUCCCUUUCGUCGCUUUGUGGUGCUUAUUUUUGUUUGUUUUGUUUGCGUGACAUCUUUUCUUUCCAAAAAGUAUUUAUCGCAAUCUCUCUGUAGUGAAUCUGCUCCAUUGCCAUCAAUAGUCUGAGCAGCAUUUUUAUACUUGUGUUUUAGCGUGUUUUUUUUUUUUUUUUUUCAAAACAAAGCAGAGAAUGCAAAAGUUUGAGUCUAGAGCCAGAAAUAUUUAACUGUCAUCAUUGUUUAUUUUCAAUUUGAGAUUCUUCUCUUUGUAUUUCUUUUGAGAGCACUGCCACCUGUUGGCGACGAGGUAAAAAUGCCCCAAGCUGUCUUGCAACGUCUCAUACGAGAUUAUUUUAGCUGUUUUUUUCCCCUUUUUACAUGGGGCACAGUGGCUGAUAUGAAUUCUCGCCCUAUUCUUUUUCACACUGUUGUUGUAAUUCAAUAUAUUUGGUAUUAUGUGAAGCAUUUUAACUCAAUAUUUAAUGUUUUUACGCCUAGAUCUUUUUAGUAUCUUUUCCUGCUAUGCUUUGUUUCUUUUACUAAAUUAUAUGGUGAGUCAGUGUAACACAAUAUAAUUUCUCUAGUGCAAUAAUCAGAAUGAAGGGAAGAAUAAUUAUAGGGGACAAUUAUAGCGGUUACAGAAACAUUUCAUUUUAAAGCAGAUUUUGUAAAGUAUAUGGCCUUGAGUAUAAAUGCUGAUGGUGAAUUAUUUUUUAUUGUACUUGAAGGACUAUUUCGACGAUAUUACUUUGUUAAUGGGCAUAUUGCGGAAAUGUUAUUUGAAGAUUUUACCUAUGAUACUGGUGUAAGGUUUAUAAAGAGUAGUAUUCAAGUGCCUGGUGGACUCUAAGCAUUUAAAGGUCAGUCCGAUUCUAGUAAUAAUACAUGGGUAACUAGCGUGCUAUAUACAACUGACAGUACUAAAAUUACUUUAGAAUCAUUUAUACAUAUAUAUAUAUUUAUUGAUUUAACCAAUGUUAGAGCUAUGUAAAAGCAGCAUUUUAAGGUGUACUAUGUACCUUGUUGGUUACGGGUCCAUCAUCUCCUUAUUUCUGUCAUUGUUCUUCCUGGAAUAUUCUUCACUAUGACAUUAAACAGAUCGACCUUAUGUGUAUUAAAUUACAGGUGGUUUUAUAGUUCAGAAACACCAGGCAUUUUGACUAUGAACGGGGUUGGCUCUCCACAGAUCUGACCUGUAACUUGGUCUCGUUUGGACUCCAAGAUGAUAGAAAGGUUUAUACCAUAGUGUGAAACAUUCCAGACAAAGCAAUGACAUCUCAAUGGAGAAAAAAAGGAUUUGACAGACCCUCCAAUAGAAAAGUUACACAAUGCACCUUUAAACCUAGUUCCUCAACAUGUGUACUCCGCUGCUAUCGUGGGCUUUGAGGCAGUCCAAUUUUAGGCAUGUGUUUUUCAACUACUAAGAGAAGGGUGAGUCUAGAUUGAGAACAAAGUAUGUGAUUGAGUUGCAUAAGAUGUAAACUCAAAAGUGGAGAACUGUGCUGCCGAAGAUCAUCUCUAGUUGUGAUGUUUUUAAAAAGUGAAACUGCACUAAAGGACGUGUGUUUCUGGAGGGAACACAGUUGUGGUGCUAUACUUCAGUCUGAAUCUGAAUCGCUCUGAGCAGGACAAUGUCAUAUAGAGUUAUGGUGGGUGCUAAUUUUCAGUCACUACGCAUCACUGGAGGAUUGGGUAGAUGUACUUCAUGGCCAGUAGUUUUGGAUAAGCUGGAAAACUCAAUUUGAAGAUAAGCUAUUUUUGUCUUAAAAUUGUCGUUCUAAUCUACAAUUAGCAGGAAAUCUUAUUAACAUAAUUCAAAAGUGCUGCUUUCUAUAUUUUUAUUACAGCGAUGUCACAAGACCAAGGAUUUUAAGAGUGAAUCCUUAGAGAACAGUAUUUUUCAUUUGUGCAAAUUUGUAAAACCACAAAUGAUAGAAAAUAGAUAUAAGAUCUUGCAAAAUGUAAGAUAUUUUGCAACUGAAUCAAAAUUUUGCAAUUUUAACUUAAUAUGUUUAAAUUAACUUCUAACCCUGUCGUUUAGACUUUUACCAAACAUCUAUGGGAUUCUUGGAUUAGUUAAAUAAUUAAGAUUUUAGUCUUCUCUCAAAUGUUAAUUCUCUUGGGUGUUUAAAAUGUGAACUUUUAAGAAGAUUCUACAAUCAAAUUGGAAAUCUUUUUCCUAAAUUGUUUUGUUAUUGGUAUUAUUGCAAAUACAUUUGAUUAAUUUUUUUCCUCAUAUCACAAAUCCAUUGACCAGAAAGUACAAGUACCCUCCCAUUGCUGGAUUUAUUUUGCAGUUAGCUAUACUAGAACAGAGCCACAUGGGGGCGCUCUCACCUCUAUAGCCCCCUCUGCGCUGUUAUUGGCUAGCCCUCCAGCAUAGAAACCAGUGGCUCUCCCUAGUGUCCUGAUGCCUUUUUGAAAAGCCAGAUAGAUGGAAAAUAUAUUUGUACAUUUUAAAUUAUGUGAUGCACACCACUUAUUUUUGCUAAUAGAAAAAAAAUAACUUAAUGGUCGUUAUCAGUGUAUAUCGUAAGUAUAAAAAAGAUCAAGUUUUAUUACUGCAAUAGACUGUUCCUGUGUCACUGUACAGAGUUUGGUAGGUUGGUGAAAGUAGCCGUGCGCGUUUGGACUUCCGUACUGUUACAGAUAUAAGGAUAUAUGGACUUAUGUUUUAAUCUGUAUCUUUAUUGUGCAGCCCGUUAUUUUGUUCAAUUUUUGUCUUUUGUACAAGGCCUUUAAAAAAACUGACUGUGUUGACAAUAAUAGUUCCAAGAGGACAGUGCGAGUGAGGAUCUACACUUUUGAAUGUCGUUUUUUUCCUUAAACUGGUGCUGAAGCUUGCUCCUAAUUGGUCCAAGUGCUUUUGAACGUAGACUGGCGUGAUCAAUGCAAACUGCGUCAAAGCUAGAAGUAGUUGUGUUUCUUUGAGAGAUUUCAAGCUGGAUUUCAGGCUGCCUUGUUGCCACUUCAUAAAAAAUGUCCCUCUGUGCUCUGACUAAACCUGUAAAAAACGUAAAAUUCUUGCUUUUUGUAUUGUUGGUGUAUUGUUCGCAAGCCCCUCACGCCAAAACUGGACUACAUUCCACAGCUAUACAAUCCCAUCCAUUUUGUAAAGAAAGACAUAAGUUAGUGUUCAGUAAGUGUGGUCAGUCAGAUGUUAUGAGGUGGUAUUAUAUUCUAUUGCUUGCUCUCUCUCUGCUGUGCCUAAAGGGUGAUGGGGAGGAGGCUCUUGAACACAUGUUUACAUAGCAGAUGUGUUCGAUGUCAGUGAAUGGAUUUUGUGAGUAUAUUCCAAGUCUAGUUAAGAAGUCCGAUGAAAGUGACAUUGUCAAAGAAAGCAAAUGUUGCUCAGUUUGCUGUGGGGAAAAGCAGCAGGGUCAAAAGGAAGUGCCUUUCUCUCGAUGGUGCUGUCAACUGAAUGACAAAAUGUCAAAUCAAACAAUUUUUUUCAGUAAUGUUUUGCAGUGCAGGUGGAACUGUACAAUGCGCUCACUGUACGUUAGUUUUCUUGGCACACGUGUAACAAAGUUGAAAGCUAAUAUGUGGUUCAUGUAACAGAGCUGAAUGUAAAUCUUUUGGUUUCAUGUUACACAGUUGAAACCUAACUUUUGUUUCAUGUAACAUAGUUGACCCUAAUGUCUGUUUCAUGUAACCAGAGGUGGCGCCAGGGGGGGCUUGAGGGGGCACUAGCCUCCCCUAGAAUGGCCAGUGCAUCCCCAUAGCUCCCCUAAAGAUUUUGCCCCAUUUUUAUGGGCAUGGGUUCAAAUGGCGACCUGAGAUAGUUCAAAAUGAGACAACAAUAAAACUAUGUUUAGGGCUUCUAAAUCACUACAGUGACUAACUACAUUUAAACUUGUUCAAAACUGUGAAGCAAACAUGGUUGAGGGUGGGGGUGCACUCAUCCAUUAAAAGGCUCUACAAGUACAUGUUAAAAGUGCAUUGUGUAACUUUUCUGGUGGAGGGUCCCUCACCUGCUUGUUUUUUAUGGAUAUGUCAUUUCACUGCUUGGAAUGUUCCACAGUAUGACAUCAAACAGUUUUACCUUAUAUUUAUUAAUUAGAGGUAGUUUUAUAGCUCAAAUACCUAGAAAAACAGGCAUUCUCAGUGUGAGCAGGGAUGCCUCUCCACAGAGCUGACCUGUAACCUGGUCUGCUUUGAUUUAAUAACAUACUGUGGAACAUUCCUGACAAAGCAAUAACAUUUUCAUGACGAAAAGCAUGUAAUAUUCCCUUCAUCUGAAAAGUUACACAAUGCACCUUUAAGUGCGCACCCCUAUUGAUGAACUUUGUGCCCUCAUAGCUCCUAGAACCAAAAAUGCCUGGCGCAGCUUCUGCGUGUAACAGAAGGUCAACUUGUGUUUCAUAUAGCUCAGUUGGAUGCGUACUUGUUUCAUGUAGUUGGAACUUGUGUGAAGUUGGAUAGUUGGAUUAGGGUCUGCUUUUGCUUUUAGUUCCUUGGACCAAUGGUAGCGCUGGUACAGGAGCAUGUGUGGGACGCUUUAUGGGGGAUGUUGGGGACAAAGCCGACACUAGUGUGUUCUGCCACAGCCCUGCUCAAAAUGACAAACAGCACAGCACUUUAGAGACUGCCACUCUUACACAGACACAAAGCCAAGUCCCUCCAGAACCCACCACACCAGACCAGUCCAAGUUGUCCCCCCAAACUACAGUCACUCAGCGGAAGUGUGCCCUGUGCCCUAUGCCCUGGGCUUUCCUCGGUUCCAAAUGCCAUGUGUUAUAGCUCGUGCAGUGGAAUGCAAGAUGUCCACAUUUUUAUAUAUUUGACAAUUUACAACAAAAGACUACCUGUAUCAGUUAGAGAUCCAUCGUUAUGGAUUUUUUUCAUGGCCGAUACCGAUUUAGAUUUCAGCGCCCUCCCCCCCAAACCCAUUAGAGAGCUGUGUACUCACAUUUUACAGCUGUUAUCUCUUUGCACUAAAGUAUGUAAAGCUCUAUGGGCAUUUCAGAUAUCGGCAAUUGAUAUAUCAGUCUUGCUCUAGUGUCAGUUGCAAAUGAGCCAGUCCAUGGGUUUAACUUAAUAAAAAAUAGGACUGUUGCCAAUGCAAUUAACAGUCCAAAAACUGGAUCAAGUGUAAACAGUCCACAAAAUGGACCUAAAAUAAGAAAGCACUGGUUACAAAAAACAAAUAUUGUGUGAAAGGGCUUCCAGUUGCAUAGUUAUUACAUGUUGCUACAUUGCCAACUCUUUGGUCAGUUAAUUUUCCACUGUAGCUUUAAACCAUGGCAUUUAAUUGUAUGAACCUGUUACUAUGUGAGUCUAGGAUAUCUGUAUAAACAAGGUAGUUCCGUGGGCAACUCUUCAGUUCGGGCAAAGGGGGGUCUUAUUUUUACAAGAGAUCUCAAAACACUGCACCUCACUUACCUUGGUAUGCUGCAUAUGUUAAACUACAUGACAAAAAAUCCUGCAAAUUGCUUUUACAUAUACUGCUUGAGUAAUGCCUGAUUGCGAUAUUCUUAUACUAUUUUAGAAAUAACUGUAAAAUACUCUGUUUUGUCUUAACAUUUAUCCAAUUUUGAGAAAUUUGUUCUUGAGCCGAUUUUUUUGUUGUCCUAUUUAAAUGUGUUGUUCUAUAAAUAUAUAUGAAAACUAUAUAUAUUCGGAAUAUUUUAUGGUGUAUUUAUUGAGUAUACGCGGCUGGAGUCUCCGCAUCACAUACUAGCUUGCAUAUAGCGUGGCGGGGGCGGAGCCAACAGGAAGCGGCCUUAGCCCCUCCCCCUCCAUGUUGACGCCUUAUAGACACACAAGCACAAAAACAUGGAUGGGGGGCGGAGUCGAGGGGUUCACAAACAGAGCCAAAAGUUCACUGCUCAUUUUCUCCUUCAAAUGUUUCAAUCUUCUACCGAGAGCGCCUUUCCCUCCAAUCACAGCACUAUUCAUACGUUCACAUGCAAGUAGAAUAAAAAAAAAAAAAAAAAAGUUAAGUCCAUCUGAAAUGUUACUACAUCGCUUAAAGAUUCAGAUGAUGCCAAAAAAAAUUUGCAAAAAAUAAAUAUUGUUUAACUAUUUAGAAUCUUUGUUAUAAUCUGAGUUGAAAUUACUUAAGAAUUUGAGGAGUCUGAACAAAUUGGAAUUACUUUGUUUAACCUACAUUUCAGUUCUGUUUCUUGUACAUUGCCAUGUUUUUCAAGAUAAUGUUUUUGCUGUUAGAAUUGAAAAUAUUGUGCUUCAAAACAAAAUUAUUCUGAAAACAAGUAGAAGGCUGUGAAACAAGUCAAAUUAUGUAAAUUUCAGAUAAUUCAACCCUAUAUAGGCAAUAUGUUUUGGCUGGCUAAAAGAUUUCUGUAUCAUGUAUUUCUAUUUCAAACUUUCCCAUCUGAAAUUCAAAACAUUUAAAGUAAAGAAAAACCAAGAACAACAAAAACCCUAACUGAUCAUUCUAACUGCUUGUAAACCUACUAGCUCCCUGGCGAUUCCUGAACUUUUUAAGGGAGCAAUUAAAAUGGAAGGCUAUUUUCUAUGGCACAAUUUUUUAUGGAUUGCUUAUUAACCAUCAAUAUUCUAUGAUUUUAUUUUCUUUCUACCAAAAACACUUUAGGAAAGAACUGGUCUCAUUCCACUAUAAAGAAAAUAAAACAUGCCUCAACCUUAAGUGCUUUUCAGAUUACUAUGUGACUCUGCAAAUGCCUAACUACAAAACCUACGUACUUGAUCUGUCCACAUUGUCCACUGGGUUUUUCACUUUCACUCAAAACCACUAAAAUCGCUGCUGAUCUACUCAAAAGUGUAUACGUUCAAAAUUUUAAUAAACAUUUCUGUAAACUAAUAAUAAUAAUAAUUUGACUUGGUACGUAUCGUGUUGUGUGUUUCAUGUAUUCUAGCCAUAUUUUCAGUUCAUUUUUCCCAGUUUUUUCCCUAAUAGGCUCUGUGCACAAUACUGUUAGCGUCACUACCUCUUGUCCAAUUGUGUAUCUAUGGGGGUUAGCUGAGUCAUGCUAAAAUUAAUAAAUAUUUAAAGAUAAAGUAUUGGACAGAGAGUUGUGGGUGGACAUCACUGACAAAAUGUUAAAAAGUACACAAAAAUAAUCAAUACUUCAGUGGAGGACACUUCUGCUUUUACAAUAGUAGAGGUUUCUUUCUCAAUGCUAAUGCUAAUGCUAAUUUUGAGCCAUAAUAAAUAUUAAAACAACUCCACAAACUGAAGUUAUCUCUAUUUUUUUUUUUUUUUUUUAUGACUUGGCUUCACUUUAAUUAAUUUGAAUUUGAAUAGAUUGUUUAUUUGAUAUUUUAUGAUAUUUAUAAAAGUGACUGUUAGCAUGCUGCUGUGGACAGAGUCAAUUGGGAUACUUUUUAUUUUGUUUUUAUUUGUAAUUUUAUUUUUACCCAAAAGCUGGAGAACUGUGCCUGUGUCAUGAAUCAAUGUGAGUGCAAAUGCUGUAUUUUUGGCUUUAAUUGUCGUUGAUCUGACAAAACAAAAUACCUUUUCAAUCCAAAUCAUUUUAAAUCUGUAUUCUAAUAAUAAUAAUAUGUUUAAUUUUAGCAUUCCGUCUUCAAAUAUUGCAAAUAAGAGAUUAGUCCCGUGCCGCUAUGUUUUAGUCUGCAGUGGUUUUCAAGGCAGGUGUUUGAUAGUGGCCAAGGACCUAAUAAUACAGUUUUUUGACGGUUUUUCCACAAUGUAGCAUGACCUCUUGUAUUUUCAGUCUUAUUUGACCGGAUGCACCUGAACGCAUCACCAUUUCGUUACAAAGGCUCUGUAACACUGGCGGUUUGAUUCCUUUCACUUUUCACUACACGUUUCUUUUUGUAUCUGACUGUUGUUGGCCUUUUAGUGUUGCUUUGCUUCAGUUUGAAGUGUAUCUUUGACUAAUACUUGCAAUAAAAUGCCUUGCUUUACCUCA
Boleophthalmus pectinirostris (great blue-spotted mudskipper) is the source of this 11444-nucleotide messenger RNA. RefSeq names its product protein argonaute-3 (gene ago3a). Gene Ontology annotation, molecular function: RNA binding; protein binding. The record is from RefSeq and is a predicted model, not a curated record. Gene Ontology annotation, biological process: regulation of stem cell proliferation; regulatory ncRNA-mediated gene silencing. The coding region runs from base 698 to 3301 and encodes 867 amino acids. NCBI's taxonomy places the organism in Eukaryota, Metazoa, Chordata, Actinopteri, Gobiiformes, Gobiidae. The transcript is spliced from 19 exons.